GUCUGGUCCAAGAUUGGGCGGUGCACCACAACACAACCCACCGCAGUACUUCAAAACGCCCUCGGAAAACUCUUCUUCUGUCCAAAAACGAACUUCUUAGCCGCAUCAGGACAAUUCAGGAGCCCGAUAAUAUCCAUAUCAUCACUGCAAGAUGAAAGGGUUCACCAAAGCAAUCAAGCGCACGCCCCACCUUGUCACAUCUAAAGUUGGCUUCGCGAAGAAGUCUUCUGAUCCCGAAUUCGACGACUACAAUCGCCAUUUCAUCAGCCUCGAGCAAGCCACAGAGAAGUUGCUUAAAGAUACCAGGGCAUUCUCGGAAAACGUCAUAUCCCUCUUCACUUCUUCUGCGGGUUUUGCCAACCAUUUCAAUUUUAUAUUCUCUCCAUUGGCUGCCGAGUAUAACUUGCAAGGCAAGCAUCCCUCCUGCGAGGCAACUAUCACAAACACUCCUCCGUACGCAACUGCUCUCGACGAACUUCGUUCUGCGAUCUCCCCUGAACUCGAGCUCAUCGAUUCACGAAUUGUUGCGCCCGUGAAAGAGUUCCAGGGUGUCCUCAAGCUGAUCAGGAAGAGCAUCACUAAACGCGACCAUAAGCUGGUGGAUUAUGAUCGGUUCAAUAACUCACUUACUAAAUUGAGGGACAAGAAAGAGAAGAACUUCGAGAUUGCCACAAAUGAGUAUGAUUACAUUAACAACGCGCUCAAGACAGAUCUCCCGCGGCUUAACGUUUAUUAUCUUUUCCUUGAGAAAAUGAAUUCAUUCGCGGAGGGUCGAUACGACGUUACCAACGCCCCUGGCGCUCAAAUCCAGGCUGACUAUGAAGAGAAGCGAACGGAUGCAUGGAGUCAAAUUGAGGAUCUUAACAUCACCAAGCGCAUCAUAUCGACCUCGAAAUUUGUGCAAGCUAAUCGCGCCACUGGUGGCAAUUCGUUGACUGUUGGUUCUUCCAUCGGUCGCUCACCCAGCAUCGCAAGUGCUGGCAGUGGGAGCAGCCGCUCAAUGCCACCAUCCCGAGCAGCGCCUACAUCUUCCUUUACCAAGAAGGCUCCGCCACCACCGCCAGGCCAGACACCCGCACCUCCUCCCCCAUACUCUGCGCCUUCAAAUGAUGUGGGAGCUGCAGCAAAGAGGCCGCCUCCACCUCCGCCGGUGAAACCCAAACCAAAGCCAGAGCCAGCAGUAGAGUACGUUACAGCCUUGUAUGAUUUCGAUGCCCAGGCUGAAGGAGAUCUUUCUUUUAAAACUGGCGACCGCAUCGAAAUUAUGACCAAGACAGAGAGUCAGGAAGAUUGGUGGACAGGUCGUCUUAAUGGCAACCAAGGUGUAUUCCCAGGCAACUACGUACAGUGAUAUGAAGACGGAUAUUGACGGUUGAGUAUUAAUUGAGUAGUAGCUUACAUUUUCGGGACAUUCCUGCUAGGGACAGCCGCAUCAGGCAUCUUGCCCAGCCAAAGGGGGCUUCACGCUGACAGUCUUUCCCGUUACCCCAGGUUACCCCUUAUCUGCACUUCUGGCAGGGUCAUAUCCUUUAAGCAAGCGUGCUCCAGCCGAUCGUUACUCCGAUCUUCAUGGAGAUAUUUCUGGCUUGCUAGAUUGGCGCUGCAUUGCUCUCACCUGCGGAUCCAGCAUGUGACAUGCGGAAGGAACUUGAACGUUACAAUUGCAUUGGCGAGAAUCAGAGACAACGCAUAGCAACUAGGCGUUCGGUUGCGAACUUCCGACGGUUAUCUGAUAUGCAGUAAUUGACCAGUGCUUGAAUUUGGAUUUCUG
Messenger RNA from Suillus subalutaceus, 1771 nucleotides. RefSeq lists its product as uncharacterized. The coding region runs from base 152 to 1351 and encodes 399 amino acids. Gene Ontology annotation, cellular component: Rvs161p-Rvs167p complex; medial cortex; actin cortical patch. Gene Ontology annotation, molecular function: protein binding; lipid binding. The transcript has 8 exons. NCBI's taxonomy places the organism in Eukaryota, Fungi, Basidiomycota, Agaricomycetes, Boletales, Suillaceae. The record is from RefSeq and is a predicted model, not a curated record. Gene Ontology annotation, biological process: endocytosis; plasma membrane tubulation; actin cortical patch localization.